Pyrgilauda ruficollis (rufous-necked snowfinch) is the source of this 4911-nucleotide messenger RNA. RefSeq names its product inositol 1,4,5-triphosphate receptor associated 2 (gene IRAG2). The record is from RefSeq and is a predicted model, not a curated record. Gene Ontology annotation, cellular component: endoplasmic reticulum membrane. The transcript is spliced from 39 exons. Bases 1 to 4365 code for a protein of 1454 amino acids. Lineage: Eukaryota; Metazoa; Chordata; Aves; Passeriformes; Passeridae.
AUGAAGUCUUUUAAAUGUGGAGCUAAGAAACGGCACCACAACCCAGUGGACAGCAUCUGCAGGAAGAUCAAAUCCAUCCAAAUGAUGGACCAAGUCUCCAACCCAGCCUUGCAGAUACCAAAAUUUCAGUCCUGGAACUUUGACAGCCCACAGAGCAAUAUUAAAAAAAAUCGGGAAGAAAUACUGAAAGGGAGAAACUGCAGGAGUCAGGGGAGCACUUGCUCACCCUUGGUCAGCCCUGCCAGUGGCAAUGUUUUCUCUGGUCUUGGGGCCAGCUCUGACUCCCAGACUGCAAGCAGCACCUGUUCCAUCCUGGAAAGCAGUGAGAGAUCCAGCUGCUCAUGGGUGCCCUCCUCUCCCGUGGAGGGCUCUUCUCCAUUCUGCUUUGGAGCCAUGGAGGCCAAUGCCCAGAGCAAACCAUGUGCUUUAGCAAAUGCUGGACCUAAAGAUAUGCAGCCCAAGCAGAAGUAUCUGACAUCAAGUCCGAAUUUAUAUUACUUUGCAUCUGAAAAAAAGCCAGGAAGUGCUGUGGUCCAACCUCCUGUGCCAAAGAUGUUUCCUUCAAGUGAAAGAGGACGGAAGCAGACUAUGGGGUACAAAGCUGACAAUAUGUACAACAUGAGUUUGAUCUGUGAAGAGAACCUGCUGACCACCAUCUUCUGUGCAUGUGACAGCCACCACACAGGAAAAGUGACAGUGUCCAAGAUAGUUGAUUAUUUGAGACAUAUGACCAGCUGGGAAUCAGAGGACAGUGGUCUUGAAGAGCUGUGCAACAAGCUUGACCUGGAGCACAAAGAUAUCUCCAUGGACCUGGAAAUGUAUCAUGCCGUCGUAGGAGAGUGGAUUGAAGACUGUAAGAGAAAAUGGGAAGAAGGUGCUACUGAGAAAUCAUCAUCGAGCACAGAAGACCUGGAAUCUCAAGUACCUGAAAACAUCUCUGAAGCCAACAAGACACAUGUUCAGAUGAAUGUUACAUCAGGAAGCCUGGAGGCCUUUGGGGGUGAUGUAUCUAAAGGAGACAUGGAGACCUCUGACUUGAUAACCUGCCUUGCGGACCUGCAGUACAACAACCAGAAGCUUCGGGAAGAGAACAACAAGCUGAAGCUCACCCUGGAAGCUUUGGAUGAGACCAACAGCAAGCUCCUGGCAGAUAAUGAGCAUUUACAUCAACAAUUAAAAAGCAUCCAGCACUCUGUGUUGAAAGCCAAAUCCCUGGAAGAGCAGCUAGAGGAAGCAAGAAACAAUCUGAACAUGUCAGAAGAGGAAAGAGAGCAGAUUCUUUGGCACAACAGACAGCUAGAAAAAGAAAAUCAGUCUCUCAACAUCAAAGUUACUUCUCUUCAGGAAGAGAUUAUUAGGAAUAGCAUGGACACCAACGGGCUGCAAAAGAAGAUUUUGGAGCUGUCUAAAAACGCAGCACAGCUUCAAAUCCAAGCCCAUAUCUAUGAGAGCACUGUGGUGAAUAAAGAGGCAAGUCUAAUCCAGAAGGAACAGGACAUCAAGGAACUCAAGUUAACCAUUGUGGAGUGUUCCUCGGUCAUAGAGACACUGAGGGCUGAAAAAAAUAAACUGCUGGAGAACAUCCAACACAUGCAGCAACAGCUGAUCUCGAAUGGGUUGAGUUUCUCAUUGCUGUAUAAAUUUAACAGCAAUAUUCCUGAAGGGGCGAGUACACUGCACGGUGAACUGGAGCUUGCAGAGUCUUCUGAGAUUAUCAAGACUGAACAGACAUCUCUGGAUGAAACACUGGACCGUGAAGAGCUGCUUUUGCUUCAGGGGUCUGAAUAUGCAGGAAAAAAAUUCAAGACUAUCAUGAAAAACCUGCAAAAGGAAGCCUCUGAAGCAGAGGAGCUUGUCAUGGCUUCAUUAGAAUGGGUAAAAGAUCCUGAUGGGGACAUGCAACAGGCCUGGGAAAGAAAACUUGUGGCCCUCAAGAAAGAACUAGGAGAAAAAAGACAUCUUUGGAUCCAGAAACUGCAGCUUUUGGAAAAAUGCAAUGAGUCCUUAGACAAGGAUUUUAUUCGAGUGGCAGGCAACCUGAGGAGAACCAAGACAGAACAACUUCACCUAAGGAAAGAGCUCUCUGCUAGCCAGCACAAGAUAGAAACUGUCAAACAGCUACAAGAAGAAACUGCUGGUCGGGCAGAAGCCCUGUGUUUAGAGCUGCAAAAAGCCACCAAGCAGCUGGAGGAUGCCAGCAAGCACGCAGAGGAUCAAGUUGAAGCAUUUCACUCUGCUCGUGAAGAAGCAGCAUCCUUGAAAAGCAAGUUGGAGGAAGCCAUUUCUGAGCAGCAGAAGCUCAGGGAUGUAAAUGCAGCUUUAGCAAGCACUUGCCAGUUGCUUCAGGAGAAGGUGGAAGACCACAAAACAACUGCUAAUGCCCUGAGAUGGGAACUGCUGCAGAAACGUCUCUGUGAAUUGCUGUGCCGGUGCUGUGCAGAGUUAGAAUCUGACUACGCUCUGCUGCCCACGUUAGCUGAACAUGUAAAAAGGAAGCAGCUCCAUUGCUCCAAACGACCAUGGAAUGAAGGACCCACCUCAUACUCUGACUUUCCCUGGGCACUGCCCUCAGGUGCUUCACACUGGCACAACUCCCCUCUGCUAGAUGCUCUGACCUUGGAGACCUCCUGUCCAAAUAACCCUCCUGGGCACAGCUGGGACGAACCUUGCAGGCAGAGCUCUGGCAGCUGCACCUUGGAGAGGUAUGAUGUGGGACAUGUGUCCAGCUCAGGUGUGACAUUACGAGAAUGCAGGUGGAAAAUAUGCUCUGCUGAUGACUACACUGAUGCAGACCUUCCUGUUUCCAUUACAAUGAUGGAUUCUUCACUUGCUGAGAUUGACUGUGAGGCGUCAACACCACCAGCCACGCUGAUUGCAUCCAGUGAUCACUUAACAUCAACCCAAGAAACUCUUGCAUCCUCAGUGGAAAACAUAGCACCGGUACUGGGCUGCCUUGUUAUGGAGGAAAGAUCAUCCAAGGGCUUACACAAGAGAGGGGAAGAUGUGCCAACUUCCGUGGCACCAGAGACAAGCAGCAAUAAGGACCCAGCUGCUCCUGUGUCAGGACCAAGUCAGAUCAAGAAGGAAUCCUGCCUGGCCAUGGAAGAACACAAGCCUGUGUUUCAAAAUGUUUUGAAGCAAGACCCGGAAGUGGACCAGGAAAAGAAAAAUAAUAAAGAGUGGAGUGAGGAAGCACCAGUUGUGCUUUCCAGCAGGAAAGGGAGUUCACCCACUGCAGGUGGCAUUAAAGGAGAUAAAACCAAGCAAAAUGAGCUUGACUCCUCAAAUGAGAAGGAAGUGGAGGCUGAAUUUCUGAGGCUGUCUUUAGGUUUUAAGUGUGACUUGUUUACCUUGGACAAAAGAGUGAAGCUUGAAGAGAGGUCCCGAGACCUGGCUGAAGAAAACUUGAAAAAGGAGAUCUCAAAUGCUGUGAAUAUGUUAGAGGCAUUAGCUCCUUUGUGUGAAGAAGAUAACCAGGCACAGGAGAUCAUUAAGAAGCUGCAGAAAAGUCUGCAGUUCCUUAGCCAAUACGCAGCUCGAGUUGCCAGCAGAGCAGAGAUGUUGGGAGCUAUUAAUCAGGAGAGCCGGGUGAGCAAAGCUGUGGAGGUGAUGAUCCAGCAUGUGGAGAACCUGAAGCGCAUGUACACCAAAGAACAUGCUGAGCUUGAGGAGCUCAAGCAGGUCCUGCUCCAGAACGAAAGGUCCUUCAGCUCCCUUGGAGACAGAGAUGAAUCUAUGAAUAAGAAGAUACCAGGUCCUUUUAACUUUAAGCCCUCGUUAGCCCUGCGGAGAGUUAGCAUUGCAACAGUGCCCAGGAGUGCUGGGAAUGCAGGGAUUGGGGUGCCACUGGCCCAGUUCCAUGAACCUGAUGGGGAUGAACAGAGUGACACAUUCAGCAGGAGAUCAAGCAGUUGGGGCAGGCUAGGGGUGAAGCAGAACGAGAAGCGUCCUUCGCUGCAGAGGUUCCUCAGCACCUAUUCCUGGGCGGAGUAUGAAGAGGAACCUUUUGAAACCAAGAAUGAGCAGUUGGAAUCACCUGCUGAAGUACAGGAACAACCAACUAGGAAGGAAAGUGUCUCUGAAAAAGGAAAAUACCCACCCAAAUGGACCCUGGAGUCAAUGUACAAUUUGAUGCCAGUGUGGGCGUCCCGUUUCAAGGUUUCCUUUUGCAAUGCCAACAAAACCUUCUGGGUAUCCGUGUCCAUCCUGGUCCUGCUGGCUGCUCUCACGAGCCUCCUGACGGGGCUGAACCUGCAGAGGCCAGCAGAUGCAGCCCCUGUGGGCACUGGGGACUCCUGGAGGUCGCUGCAGCAGCUGCUGUGGCCCUACACAGGACUGCACCACCACGGCCCUCCCCCGGUAUAACCCUGGCUCUGCUGCCAGGGCUGCACUGCCAUGCCCUGCAGGACAGGAGCUGAAGCUGGUGUUAUUUCAGGUUACAUGUCUGGAUUUGUUUUGUUGGGUUGUGGGUAUUUUUAGGGGGAAAUGAAGUUUUUUUCUUUAAAGCAUGACUUGAAAUGAAAAAAAAAAAAAAUCUUUUUCCCAUUCUGACAAAAGUCAUCUUUAAAAGUAGCUAAAAGGGUCUCAGUUCUGUUGAGUUUUACAAUAGAAUAGCAAUUUUGAAUGUCGCUAACAAUAAACAUGUCUAGGUGGUCUAGGCACAAUUGAAUAAAGAAUUGAUUUUGCUUGAAUAAAGAUAAAAUGUUUGCAUUUUAGAACCUGUUUCAAUUAUUUGAAUAGAAAAGGGUUUAAGACUUGAAAUGUAACUUUAUUGAAAGCUUUUGAUAAUAAAGUUUUGAAGGAAAGCAUGCAGUAUCUAAGAGUAUGCUAAGACUCUGGUAGCAAGAAGCAGCUGAUACACAGAAUCAAUAAACAGGAAGCCAGCUCUUUCCACUUUAUCCAUGGCUUCAU